AUGGAUCGUAAUCUGAUCGUCGGUUUAACGGGCACCCAAAGUUCUUGUCAACAAACGCGUAAUUGCCUUGUUCGACUUUUCUUCUGUCAAGUCGUCUGCAACACUAUUAUGGCUACAAGAGAUGAUUAUCUCGAUUUUAAGAAUGCUCUGAAUGAUUUAAAACUGAAUAGCAAACCAUUGAUUAACUUUUUGACAAUCUUAGCGGAAGAAAAAAUACAAAAUGCACCACAAAUCGUUCGAGCUAUUGAAGAACGUAUAGCAGAGGCCAGAGGUGAACAUGUCUUACCAGCUCUAUAUGUACUCGAUUCUAUAGUAAAAAAUCUACGUUCAUCGGUUUACGUUCAAUUAUUCGAAGCACGUUUGCCCGUACUAUUUGCCAAUGCAUUCAAUAAAGUUGAUGAACGCACACGAUCAUCGAUGUUUAAGCUUCGUCAAACCUGGCCGCCUUUUUUCACCAAUCUCGCAUUGUAUAAUCUUGAUACGCGAACAUAUGACAUCGAUCCAGCAUGGCCAAUAACUGCAAAAGUACCCGAUCCGUCGUCUGUGUCGCAAAACAUUCAUUUAAAUCCAAAUUUUCUUCAACGAGAUGCAAUAUCUACUAUGCCGACCGAUCAACAAUCCUUAAGUGACGAAGUUCGCCAGCAGAUCUUACGAUUGCAGCAAGAUGAUCCCGAGUCGUCAACGUUUCGUACCCGAACGGUUAAUCAACCUCCAAUAUCUUUAGCACCACCAAAACUUUCGGAACUUUCUACUCGUGGUGAUACCUACCAUAUGAUACCAAUCGAACGUAUGGAACAAAUUCGACACGAGACAGCACAUGUACUUGAUCUCGGUGUUGAUGGAGAACAACAAUCAAAAAUUAAGAAGUCGACGGGAAAGAAGAAAAAAGGAGGCAAAAAACGACGGCCAUCAGCCCGCUUACGACGACGUGCAACGGCUUUGUCACAAGCAAUGGCUAAUACUGAACAAGAAACGUCAUCUGAGAUUGAUACCGACGAAGAUGAAAAUGAAAAUUUGAAUAAUAAUGAUGAAGAAGACGAUGAUGAUGACGAUGAGCCGUUUAUUAUCAAACAAUCUUUGGCCGCUAUCAAUAAUGGACUUUUGACGAAACCAUCAGCCCGCGAUGUCGAUAGUACAAAUGAUGUAAACAUCUUAUUUGGUAAUAGUGAUAAAGAUUAUCGAGAUUCCGAUACGACAACAACUGAAUCAAACUCAAGAAAUCUCGAUGCUGAUAGUAUAUUCGAAAUCAAUUCCAAAUGUCUUUUACUCGCUGAACAAAAGUAUAAACUGAAAGAAUUAUCAUCCGAAGAAUAUCAGGCAACUUUGAAACUUCUUCAAAACAUUCUCCAGAGCGAAGCACAACGACUGACCGUCCAACAACAAACUACGAAUACAUCGCUAUUAAAUGGUACGAAUUGUCAACCAAGUCAUUCAUUUCAGCAGCAACUGCUUCAGUUCGCUCAACAACAUGCACCACAAACAGCAGUAACGUCUCAACUUCCAACUUUUCCGACUCCACCAUUUCCAUUUCCGGGUUUUGGUAACGAUGCCUAUCGUCAUGCUAUGCAAAUCUUAACAACUGUUGGCGCACCCUCAUCUUUCAUAUCGAAUUAUAAUUUCCUACCUUAUCUUCCGCCAUUACCACCAGGUCCACCCGCAUUGUCACUUGUACAAAAUGCAUUUCAAUCUCAACAAACAGCAACGACAACUCUGCCGGAUCAACAAUUAUUUUCUGUGCAUCAAAGUCCACCAUUGAAACGACCGCAUGAUGAAAAUAAUAAUAACAGUAAUAAUUCAUACGAUGAGGAAGAUAACAAAAGAGCACGCUAUGAUCCUGUCACGGGUCGCGCAGCACAUCCACGUAAUUUCGAUGAAGAAAACGUUGCACCAGUACCAGUUCUAAUCGAUGCCAAUAUAAAUAUGCUUAAAAAAAAAUAUGUUGGUAUCGCUCAACAACUAUACGUUAGCAAAUAUCAGUGUCGUUCGUGUGGUCUUCGUUUUACUGCCAAACAAAAGAAUUACUAUAAUUGUCAUCUCGAUUGGCAUUAUAUGGAGAAUGCCCAAGAAAAAGACUUGAAUACGACAACAUCAGCCCUCGCCUUAUCGAGACGCAGUCGAAAUUGGUAUCCAUCAGUACAAGAAUGGACACUCUACGAAGAAAAUCUUGAAGAACAAGUUCGAACAGGCAAACUCAUAUCAGCACAAUUUCGACCGCUCAAAGAGAACAGUGUUUUUCUACAAGGAGAAAAUACUGUAUCGGCAUCAGGAGUGAUCUCCUGUCCAGCAACAGGCAAUGGUGAUGGUGAUGAUGAUCGAUGCUUUGUAUGUCACGAUCCAUUUGAGAACUUCUUCGAUGAUAAUAGAGAAGAAUGGCAUUUGAAAGAUGCCAUGCGAAUAGAUGGAAAAACUUACCAUCCAAUCUGUUUUCAAGAUGUGCAGUAUGAAGCGAUGAAUGAAAAUGCGACAGCGUCUGAUUUGUCGGCUGGUGAUGCUUCGUCCGUACCAUCGAAUGUGAUUUUGGAUGGAACUAGUAACCUCUUAUCCGACACACCGACUACUGAUUCGACAAUGACUGUUAAAACUGAUAAUGAUGAUACAAAAGACGAAUGUUCAACACUACUGGAUGAUUCCACACAGUCGACUUAUCUUUCUUCGAUGUCGUUCGUCAAUCUUGUUGAAACAAUCUUUAUGAAAAAAGAAGAUAUCAAACCCGUUGAAACCGUCCAAGAAGAAACACCAACGAAUGAAGUAGAAAAUUCGACAACUAUAUCGGAAGAGAUACCAUUCCUAACGGCGACGAAUGCACCGGAGAACAUAGAAACAACAUUCGAUUAA
This is a messenger RNA of Adineta ricciae, 2835 nucleotides long. The record is from the annotation of a GenBank genome assembly. Lineage: Eukaryota; Metazoa; Rotifera; Eurotatoria; Adinetida; Adinetidae.